CACAGUCAUGGCGGUGUCGGGGAGUCGCGGAGAUGGAGUAAACACCACCACUUCUGCCUCCUGAUUUGUUGGUCAUACUUUCCCGCUGGACUGUAGCUGCCGUCGUCCGGAGAUAUUGCGAACGUCCCGCAGGCUGCUGCGCUUCCAACGAUGGCCGACCGCGGCGUUGAUCUGUCGGCUCUGCCUAAAGAGGUCAGGGACCAGCUGGCGGAGUUGGACCUGGAGCUAUCCGAAGGUGAUAUUACACAGAAGGGAUAUGAGAAGAAAAAGAUCAAACUCCUGGCUCCCUACAUCAUCCAUACUCCAGUUGAGCCACCCCGUCAGAAUGACAGGCAGCCUCCCGCUCCCAGCUCCUCCUCCAGCCACGGUCCUCCCCCCUCCAGCUCGUCCCGUUAUCGAGAGCGUCGCUCCCGCAAGACACAUCGGAGUGGAGGAACCAGGGACGACCGCUACAGAUCAGAUAUCCAUACUGAGGCAGUACAGGCUGCCCUGGCUAAACAUAAGGAAGAGAAGAUGGCACUGCCCAUGCCUACCAAACGACGCUCCACGUAUGUCCAGUCUCCCAUCGAAACCCGCACACCACCGGACUCUUCUUCAGGAUCUGAAGAUGAAACAUCUGUGCGCAGGCAAUCAUCACUGGUCCCUCCUCCGCCUGUGGUCAAUCCCAACCAGCAGAGCCCGGACUCUUGGAUCAACCGCACCGUCCAGGGCUCCUCCACCUCCUCUUCGGCCUCCUCAACCUUGUCCCACGGAGAGGCCAAGCCGCAGCCUCACAGACAGCCUAAGUCUCAGCCUCAGCCUCAGUACAAGCCACAGUACCAGCCUCUGUAUCAGCCUCACUACCAGCAGCAGCACCAGCCUCAGCCCUCAGCCCACACUGCAGCUGUGACGGACAUGCUGGCUCACAGUCGCAUUGCCCCAUCAGAAAACAGUGCCCCGCCUCCAGAUGUGACAGCUGUGGCCCCCCCAUCCAGAGGACCACGGGUCGACCUGACGAACAACGCUGUGGUCCGAGGGAUGAGCCGCGGACAAAGCCGCUCAAGCAUGAUGGAGACUGCGGACGGAGUUCCUGUGAACAGCAGAGUGUCCACUAAGAUCCAGCAGCUGCUCAACACCCUGAAGAGGCCCAAGAGGCCCCCUCUCAGCGAGUUCUUCACCGACGACGCUGAGGAGAUCGUAGAAGUGCCCGAGCCAGACCCCAACACACCCAAGCCGGAGGGCCGUCAGAUCAUCCCGGUGAAAGGGGAGCCUUUGGGUGUGGUCAGCAACUGGCCCCCAGCCCUGCAGGCAGCGUUGGCCCGUUGGGGGUCCACUCAAGGGAAGAGCCCCGCCCUCACCGCUCUUGACAUCACGGGCAAGACACUCUACACACUGACUUAUGGGAAGCUGUGGAGUCGUAGCGUGAAACUGGCGUACACCCUCCUGAACAAGCUGGGCACCAAGAAUGAGCAAAUCCUCAAACCUGGAGACAAGGUGGCGCUGGUGUAUCCAAACAGUGACCCUGGUAUGUUCUGGGUGGCCUUCUAUGGCUGCCUCCUAGCUGAAGUUAUACCUGUACCUAUUGAAGUACCACUGUCUCGCAAAGAUGCAGGUAUCUGCCAGGUGGGGUUUCUGCUUGGUAGCUGUGGUGUUGGUCUGGCUCUGACCAGUGAGAUCUGUCUGAAAGGUUUACCCAAAACGCCCACAGGGGAAAUACUGCAGUUUAAAGGGUGGCCUCGACUAAAGUGGGUGGUGACAGAUUCAAAAUACCUGACAAAGCCUUCCAAAGAGUGGCAGCCGCACAUCCCCACUGCCAACACUGACCCUGCAUAUAUAGAGUACAAGGCCAGUAAAGACGGCACAGUGGUGGGUGUGGCUGUGUCUAAAGUAGCCAUGUUGACCCACUGCCAAGCGCUAACCCAGGCCUGCAACUACUGUGAGGGGGAAACUUUGGUGAAUGUCCUGGACUUUAAAAAGGAUAUGGGCCUGUGGCAUGGAGUUCUCACGGCUGUGAUGAACAGGAUACACACUAUCAGUGUUCCUUACGCAGUAAUGAAGGCUUGUCCUCUCUCCUGGGUACAGAGGGUCCACAUCCACAAAGCUCGUAUAGCUUUGGUGAAGUGCCGUGAUCUACACUGGGCCAUGAUGGCUCACCGGGACCAGAGAGACACCAGUCUGGCGUCUUUACAUAUGCUGAUUGUUGCUGAUGGUGCUAACCCCUGGUCGGUGUCUUCCUGUGAUGCCUUCCUGAACGUCUUUCAGUCCCACGGGCUGAAACCUGAGGCCGUCUGUCCCUGUGCCACCUCCCCUGAGGCUAUGACAGUAGCUAUACGCAGACCAGGAGUACCAGGCACACCCCUCCCAGCCCGUGCCAUUCUUUCAAUGGGCGGCCUGAGUCACAGUGUCAUAAGGGUCAACACGGAGGACAAGAACUCCGCCCUGACUGUACAAGAUGUGGGGCACGUCAUGCCUGGAGCUCUGAUGUGCAUUGUUAGGCCAGACGGGCCUCCUCAGCUGUGUAAAACAGAUGAGAUUGGUGAGAUAAUAAUCAACUCCCGUGCUGGGGGCAACAUGUACUACGGCCUACCUGGGCUCACCAAAAACACAUUUGAGGUGAUACCGGUUAACGCUAAUGGAGUGCCCAUUGGAGAGAUACCAUUUGUGCGGUCAGGACUCCUGGGGUUUGUUGGCCCAGGCAGCCUGAUCUUUGUGGUGGGGAAGAUCGAGGGUCUGCUGAUGGUGAGCGGGCGGAGACACAAUGCUGAUGACUUGGUGGCCACCGCUCUUGCCGUGGAGCCAGUCAAGACCGUGUACCGUGGAAGGAUCGCUGUGUUUUCAGUCACAGUGUUUUAUGAUGAGAGGGUAGUGAUUGUGGCGGAGCAGAGGCCAGGCGCCAGCGAAGAGGACAGCUUCCAGUGGAUGAGCCGUGUGCUUCAGGCUAUCGACAGCAUCCACCAGGUUGGCCUCUACUGUUUGGCUCUGGUCCCGGCCAACACCUUACCUAAAACACCCCUGGGUGGCAUCCACACCUCUGACACCAAGCAGUUCUUCUUAGAUGGCAACCUGCACCCCUGCAACAUCCUAAUGUGUCCACAUACGUGUGUCACCAACCUGCCCAAGCCCCGCCAGAAGCAGCCCGUUGGUGUUGGUCCUGCAUCAGUGAUGGUGGGCAACCUGGUUGCAGGGAAGAGGAUUGCCCAGGCCGUAGGCAGGGACCUCGGCAUGAUCGAAGACCAGGAUCUUGUACGGAAGCAUCAGUAUUUGACAGAGGCUCUGCAGUGGAGGGCACAGACAGAUGCAGACCACGUCCUCUUUGUUCUUCUUAAUGCCAAGGGUGUCACAGUGAGCACAGCGACCUGCGUCCAGCUUCACAAGCGAGCGGAGAAGAUAGCUGCAGCGCUCACUGAGAAAGGCAGCAUCAACACCGGAGAGAACGUAGUUCUGCUUUAUCCUCCUGGAAUUGAUUUGAUAGCCGCCUUCUAUGGCUGCCUUUACGCUGGAUGUGUUCCUGUAAAUGUCAGACCACCGCACCCUCAGAACCUGGCAGCCACGCUACCUACUGUCCGCAUGAUUAUUGAUGUCAGUAAAGCUGCAUGUAUCCUCACCACUCAAAGUCUCAUGAGGACUAUGCGCUCCAAAGAGGCUGCUGCUUCUGUUAACAUUAAAACGUGGCCAACAAUCAUUGACACAGAUGACCUUCCUCGCCGCCGGCCUCCCCAGAUCUAUAAGCCACCCACAGCAGAGAUGAUUGCUUAUCUGGACUUCAGUGUGUCCACGACAGGCAUGCUCACUGGGGUCAAGAUCUCUCAUGCAGCGGUCAGUGCAAUUUGUCGCUCUAUAAAGCUGCAGUGUGAACUCUACUCCUCUCGCCAAAUAGCCAUCUGCCUGGAUCCUUACUGUGGUCUGGGCUUCGUCUUGUGGUGCCUCGCAAGUGUUUACUCAGGUCACCAAUCCGUCCUGAUUCCCCCCUUCGAGUUGGAGAGCUGCUUGUCUCUGUGGCUGAGUACGCUCACUCAGUAUCGUAUCAGAGACACCUUCUGCUCCUACUCCGUCAUGGAGCUCUGCACUAAAGGACUGGGCACUCAGACUGAGUUACUCAAGGCCCGUGGUGUGAACCUGUCAUGUGUGCGGAGCUGCGUGGUGAUAGCAGAGGAACGCCCUCGACUCGCCCUCUCACACUCCUUCUCAAAGCUGUUUAAAGACAUUGGGCUGUCGUCCAGAGCUGUCAGCACUGCGUUUGGUUCACGGGUUAACCUGGCUGUCUGCCUGCAGGGCACCACUGGUCCGGAUCCCUGUACGGUUUAUGUGGACAUGAAGUCCCUACGACAUGACAGAGUGAGGCUGGUGGAGAGAGGAGCACCCCAGAGUCUUCCGCUAAUGGAGUCUGGCAAGAUACUGCCAGGUGUUCGGGUGAUAAUUGUAAAUCCAGAGACCAGAGGUCCACUUGGUGACUCUCAUCUAGGAGAGAUCUGGGUGAACAGCCCUCACAAUGCCAGUGGCUACUACACCAUCUACGGAGAGGAGAGUCUUCAGGCCAACCACUUCAACACCAAGCUCAGCUUUGGAGACCCGCAAACCUUAUGGGCCAGGACGGGAUACUUGGGUUUUGUGAAGAGGACUGAGCUGUUGGAGGCCAACGGGGAUCGGCACGAUGCUCUCUUUGUGGUGGGCUCACUGGAUGAGACCUUGGAGCUUAGAGGGCUACGCUACCACCCAAUUGACAUUGAAAUCUCCGUGUCCCGGGCUCACCGCAGUAUAGCUGAGAGUGCUGUGUUUACAUGGACCAACCUGCUGGUGGUGGUGUCAGAGCUGUGUGGUUCAGAGCAGGAUGCGCUGGACCUGGUGCCUCUGAUAACCAACGUGGUCCUGGAGGAGCACCACCUCAUCGUGGGUGUGGUGGUCAUUGUGGACCCCGGCGUUAUACCCAUCAACUCCAGGGGAGAGAAGCAACGCAUGCACCUUCGUGACUCUUUCCUCGCUGAUCAGCUGGAUCCCAUCUAUGUCGCUUACAACAUGUAAGGGGUUGUGUUGGUCUGGGCUUGUUUAAACAUCAUCCACAUUUUGGAUGCUUCUGCUUCAUCUCCCCAGCGCUCGACUGCAGCUUUGGCAGAGGGUGAAAAGGAAAAAGCAUGAACCACAUGUAUUGCCACCCAGCCCUGUGUGACACCAGCAUAUCUUGGUCACUGCAUGUAUGUGAUUGGACCUGCCAUGUUUGGAGUUCUUCACUGUGUUUUAUAGAUAGAAUUUUGCAAAUGGGACAGAAGCAACUUGUACUGCAUAUGGCAAAGAAAAAACAAAACCCUGUUGCACUUUUUUAUAGAAAGGGUGAAACAUACAACAGGACCACUUUUGAAAUAAUUUCUAUAUAUAAAAGAAUCAAUUGUCUUAUUAAGUACCUACCACACACCUCGUAAAAUACUUUUGUUUCUGUUUCCAUACAAAUACCAGGAGCUAUUAAACUUGGAUCAACAACUUGAAAUAUUUGUACACGCACACAAACGCAUGCCCUGAGCACUUGUUAUUUCUCACUACCACAGAUGAACAAAAGAGGGCAGAUGAAAACAAACCAUUAAACAAGUAGUCAGUCUCAGUUUGUGUGCAAUAUUUAGAAAAAUUAUUUUGUCCCAUGAUAAUGAAGCCAAAAAUAUUUCACAACUUUCCUGCCCUAAAACAUUUCCUGCCUUAUAAAACUUUAGCCAUACAUUCCUAUCUUGAUUUUUAAUGAAUCUGUUAUUAAUGGCUGUUUACUCUUCAUUGUUUUUUGACUAGUAGUGGAAAUCCUGACCGAUAUCCAAAGGGAUCAAACUAAAAUAGGAAAGUGGCCAUAUUCUGUACUGUACCUAUAAAGGCCUAUUGUAUUUUAGAUAAUAUGUUACUGUAUAGAUAUAUUUUAAUUGUAUAAAUGUAUAAAUGCUAGACUUGUCUCUCUCAUUUGAUGAUUCAUGGAUAGUUAACCCAGAUGUUGGAUUACAAUUGAUGCAGAGAGAGGAUUGUAAAUAAGAUUGAACAGUUUUGAAAUGGAAUAUUAGUUGUAUAAUGGAGGUUAAAGAUAAUUCACUUUAAAGCAUUGUUAGUCAGAAUAGAUAGAACAUUGCACUUUCUCAAAAAUCUAUUUUAUUAUAACAAUGAGGCAUUAUAACAAAAGGUAUAUAUUAACAUAUAUUAUUCUGAGGAUUCUUGCUUGAAGAGCUUUGAGAGUUUACUAGGAGGGCUAUCACUGUUAAUGCCAGGGAACUUUCCUGUCGGCCAUUGAAGAAAAAAAAAACACUUGGCUAAAAACCAAUAACAUGACUUUUUAGGCUACCGGGUUAUUUUGUAAAAAUGUUCACAAAUAUUUAAAAAAAUAGGCCCACAACCCCUUAUCUAAUAUGCAUUGCCAUUGUACUUUGGAUCGGUAGACAGUCACACACCUCUCAUUUUUGUAUUGCAAAAUAGAGCGUUUGAGAGUUUGUUUCUUCCCUUUUCCUUUUCACACUCAAAGUUCAUUCAAACUGUAUUUUGUAUUUGUGCAACUUUGUUAAGAAUGACUUUGAAUACUAACGGGAUUGUUGUCGGUACUUAAGAGUCUGUAGUCAAUAGAUGCAAGUCAUCAUGUAUCUGGAUAUUUUUCUUUGUUCUGUCACUGGAUUUAAAAGCACUUGUGAAUGCAGUUGCAAAGCUGAGCCACAUCUAACACAUCCUUGUUUGGCAAGUAAAGUAAUUGUAUGAAAAAGGGUGAGAAAAAAAUAAUAAUAAUAUUUACAUCAAUAUGUAUUUGCAAAAUGUGUUUGAUUUAUUGUUAUCCUUGUGCUCCUUGCCAUAUUGUAUAGGUUAUUUGUACUAGAUUAUACUGGAUUUCAGUGAUGAACAUUUAAUGUAAACAUGUAAAUAUUUUUUGUUAAUUUUAGACUUUUGGAAUUGUCCCAUUAUAAGAUACAAUCAUGCCAAACACAAUAUUAGACAGAUGUUUAAUCAUCUAAAGGUAAACAGGUAAAUAAUCUAUUGAAUUACUGCACUUUGCACUGGUAGUACUUACAUCAGGUGUCUACUGUGUGGACUAACUAUCCCUAUUUCAUGUUACAUUAAAUGUGUUACUAAUUUGAGAUAUAUAAUGCUUGGCAUUUGCUUUUGCCCAGUGUAAGUCCACCUAGAAGAAAAACUAAAAGCACUUAAUCUCGUCUUUUACAUAGCAUCCUUCAUUUGCAGCAGAAUGUUUGCAUGAUUCAGCCAAGCACAAGAAGAAAUCAGCUUGAGGCACAUUUCAUCUUCAGGCACAAGGGGAGGAGAUAUAUAUGUAUGACAUUGUAUAUUCAGGUAACCAAACUCAUAACACAGGGGUGGACCAGGUGGUCCCUUGGUGCAAUCUGUGAAUAAUACCCAUAAAAUGUAGACAUUUGUCAGAACAAAUCUCCUUGUUAUUAAGGCAGACUUAAUGAGCAAAAAGAGGGGUUACUGGACCUGUGUCCAUAUAUACCAUCUACCUGCUUCGCUGGGGAGUCUACAAGGGCUUCCUUUGGUUUCCACUCUUUUUCUCCAUCAGAGUUCUCACACACUAUGCAAUCCCAACGACAGUGCAAUUUAAUUUCAAAGCUUGCACAGUCUGGUGAAAUAAACAUGAUGCUUAAACAUUUUGUAAUAACUAAGAACAGAGGACUGAUGAAAUUUAACCGGUAGUGUACUGGAUUAACCUCUUUUGAGCUGUUUUAUCAAUAUUUUGUGUAUGCACUCUUGGUAUGUUGUAUAUUAAUUAUUUGGUGAAUUCUAUACUGCUCCAUGAGGGUGUGAUCCACUGAUGUAUCUUUAAUGUUAGGGAGGUGUUUUAACUCAUACAGUUAAGAAAUCAAGGUGGUACCCCCUUUCCAUUUUCUCACUUAUUUUCUAUUUUGGUUUGUUGUACUUUGUUUUAUACUUUAUGUGAAAGUAAUACAGAAUAAACAAAACCAUUUA
Messenger RNA from Cyclopterus lumpus (lumpfish), 7905 nucleotides. It is a transcript of the gene dip2bb, whose product is annotated as disco-interacting protein 2 homolog Bb. Lineage: Eukaryota; Metazoa; Chordata; Actinopteri; Perciformes; Cyclopteridae. The record is from RefSeq and is a predicted model, not a curated record. The coding region runs from base 151 to 4998 and encodes 1615 amino acids. The transcript has 38 exons.